Malassezia pachydermatis is the source of this 450-nucleotide messenger RNA. Its product is annotated as universal minicircle sequence binding protein. Gene Ontology annotation, molecular function: mRNA binding; translation regulator activity; single-stranded RNA binding. Gene Ontology annotation, cellular component: cytoplasm. The record is from RefSeq and is a predicted model, not a curated record. The coding region runs from base 1 to 450 and encodes 149 amino acids. The transcript is spliced from 2 exons. Lineage: Eukaryota; Fungi; Basidiomycota; Malasseziomycetes; Malasseziales; Malasseziaceae. Gene Ontology annotation, biological process: positive regulation of cytoplasmic translation.
AUGAUUCAGCUGUGGACGUCCUACAACUGCGGUCAGCAAGGUCACGUCUCCUCGGACUGCACGAACGAGGCUGUGCCCAAGACGUGCUUCCGCUGCAACGAGGCUGGACAUGUGUCGCGUGACUGCCCGAACGCAGCCUCUAGUGCUCCUGCGCCUGGUGGUGAGUGUUACCGAUGUGGCGAGACGGGCCACAUCGCUCGUAUGUGCCCGAAGGCCGGUAGUGCGCCUGCGCGUGGCGGUCGUGCGUGCUACAACUGCGGUGGCUUUGGUCACAUCUCGCGUGACUGCCCUUCGGCGCCUGGUGCCAUGUCGUCGGCGGGCCCGAAGUGUUACAACUGUGGCCAUCUCGGCCAUAUCUCGCGCGACUGCUCGCAGCCACCGCAACGUUCGUGCUACACCUGUGGCUCGAACGACCACCUGGCUGCGCAGUGCCCACAGGCUGCGGUGUAA